GCUAACCAAGUCGAGUCCCGGAUCUUCCAAUUUGCCCGAGAAAAUGUAGAUUUGGCCAACCGUGACCCGCAAAUUGCCCUUUGCUCAAAAUGGUGGACUGAAGGGCAAAAACAGGAGUGUGCUCUGAUCUGUUCCCCAAAUUGUGCCCUCAGCCAACAAGUGUGCUCCCGGGUGGCUCGAGCACGACUCCAGCUGCUACAAGAAGGAGGUGGUGACGCCCAACGGUUGGCUGGGGGCCUGGCACCACUGCGUCCGGAUGGGCGGCGACCUGCUCUCCAUCACCUCCUCGGCCGAGGAGGACUUUGUGAAGGGCACCAUGGGCGAGGACACCCCCUUCUGGCUGGGACUCUCCAACCAGAAAUGCGACAAGUUCUGGUGUCGCUUUGAAGACGGGAGCCAGAAUCUGACCUGGUCCGAUGGCGAGACAAUGAAUCACACCAACUGGGCCUCAAAUCAACUCGAAAGCGCCGACGUUGCAUCCUGCGCCUACGUCAACCAAGGGGGAAGGGGUGAGCCCGGCAAGUGGCGGUCUGGCUCCUGUCUUUCCUCGUUGGCCUACAUGUGCAAACGGCCGCUGAGUAAGCCUGCACGUUUGUAAUCAGGUUGACUUUGAAAAGAG
Messenger RNA from Syngnathus acus (greater pipefish), 619 nucleotides. RefSeq names its product lymphocyte antigen 75-like. The record is from RefSeq and is a predicted model, not a curated record. NCBI's taxonomy places the organism in Eukaryota, Metazoa, Chordata, Actinopteri, Syngnathiformes, Syngnathidae. The transcript has 3 exons. The coding region runs from base 257 to 598 and encodes 113 amino acids. Gene Ontology annotation, molecular function: signaling receptor activity.